AUGCAGCUCAUCACCGCCUUCGCCGCUUCGGCCCUCCUCUUCACCGGCGCCCUCGCCCAAAAGCAAUCCAAGCCCUUCUACCUCGAGCUCAAGUCGGACAACUCCAGCCUCAACGGCCACGUCCUCGACGCCGGCCACGAAGGCGCCGCUAUCGAAGGCCUGCUCCUCGGCCCCAAAGCCUCGGCCGUGCCCAAGAAGACGGCAAACUACUACACGUUCAACUUCAACUACACCCGGUCGCUGCCCAACGACGGCCAGCUGGUGUGGAACCUGGAGGGCGGCUCGGGCAACGACAGCUUCUCCGAGUCCGAAGCCAUGACCCUCUACCUCGACCCCAGCACCAACGUCGCGCUCGCCCUCUUCUACCCCACCAACGAGCCCCAGUCCCUCUCCUUUGACCACGACAACAACAUGUACAUCCAGAGCUACUUGAACGACCGCGUCAACCCGCCCCAGAGCGGCAACCGCACCAACCUCUACAACUGGUACAUGUGCGAGAGCAACUACGAGGGCUACAUCUACAACACCCUCAACUGGGUCUACGGCACCAAGUACGGCCCGCAGAACCCCUCGUGCCAGGCCGUCAACGUCACCCGCACCUUCACCAAGUCCUCUUAG
Neohortaea acidophila is the source of this 618-nucleotide messenger RNA. RefSeq lists its product as uncharacterized. Bases 1 to 618 code for a protein of 205 amino acids. The record is from RefSeq and is a predicted model, not a curated record. Lineage: Eukaryota; Fungi; Ascomycota; Dothideomycetes; Mycosphaerellales; Teratosphaeriaceae. The transcript is spliced from 2 exons.